Messenger RNA from Protopolystoma xenopodis, 1002 nucleotides. NCBI's taxonomy places the organism in Eukaryota, Metazoa, Platyhelminthes, Monogenea, Polystomatidea, Polystomatidae. The record is from the annotation of a GenBank genome assembly.
AUGGAUUCGUUUAUCACGCGGCCUGUCAAUUUUAGCAAUGCCUACCCGAACUUUACCAAGCCUGGGGCUGAGGAAUUAUCGGCUCUGGCAAGAGGAGAUUGUGAAGGACCCACUUCUGAGACACCGAUUCGGCUGCAAAAAAUGGGCAGAGACAAAUACACUAAUAACUCAGACUCAGUGAAAAGCAAAGCCAAUCUGGACACUGUUGGAGCUCUUGAAACCGUUGUCCCAGUUUUAGUUUCUGUCAAUCAGCGAUGUCCCCUGCUACCAUCUGGAGGUAUAGAGCUUCUUUCAUCCAAUCCAAGAAGGUUUCUAAUGGAGGAAGAAGAGGCUAAGGGGUUAGAAAAACAUAAGGAUGAAUCCAAGUACUUAGAAUGCAGCCUUACUGGGACUGGCAAGGAAGUCAAAGAAAAUAGAAGAACGGAGUCACAAUACGAGCUAAGCAGAGAUAAGUUGGGCAUGAAAAGAAGUGUAGAUCAGUCUACUCUACCAAACAAUAUGGAAAAGGCAUCCACUCCUACAGAGUUUGGCCCCAAUCUCGUAUAUUCUUGUUCACGCUAUUCAGAGACAUCGCUUACACCUAGGGUACCAGACCUGAUUAGACCUUAUGGUCAGAAUUCGCAAGACCAAGUUGGGACAUAUUUUGGUGAUAAAUUUACAGAAGAGGACGCAAAGCAAAUAUCCUUUAUUGGUGAAUCACUAGAUGUCCCUGUUUUACGGCGUCAACCCGUUAGGGGCCUGCAACCUGGUCUUUAUAAUCCAGAGGCUUUAAAGUCCGAUGAAUGUCUUUCUCAUGAUGUCCUUCCUAGCAUAGCUGAAAAUUUCAAGCAUGGUCUAGCUGAAACGCAUUUAUCUUCAUUAGCUAACAGCAUGCAAGUCAAAAAGGCUGGUUGCCCUACUGUGGAUGGAAGCAGAGUCUGCAGUGAGGCAAGUCGAUAUCUUGAAUCGGCUCAUAUAGUUAUGGACAAGGAACCAAUUGCACUCGUGAGUCAUGUUAUCUAG